AUGGAGGCGUUACUCAUAUUUGCGUUCAUUUUGUUCUUCUCGGGAAUGGCUCGAGGAAGGGCUGUUUUUGCUCACUUUAUGGUCAGCAAUACGGAAUUCUACACUGCUUCAGAUUUCGAAUAUGAGAUAUCUCUUGCACAAGAAGCCCAUAUUGACGCCUUUGUGCUCAACAUAGCCUAUGGCGAGAAGACGAAUGAUGUCUCCUUGCCUCCUAUGUUUGAUGCUGCAAGUCGGCGAGGCUUCAAACUUCUCUUCUCAUUCGAUUACGCUGGACAGGGUCCUUGGCCACAGGAUGCUGUGAUCGACCUCCUCGAGGAAUACGCCUCCCGACCUGUUUAUUUCCUACACGGAUCACAACCUCUGGUUUCAACCUUCGAGGGACCUUCCAGCUAUGCUGACUGGCCUGAAAUCAAGAAACGAACCAAUUGUUUCUUUAUCCCCUCCUGGUCUUCAUGGGGAGCCAGGCGGGCAUUGAGGCCAGGCGUUGCCGACGGUCUAUUUAGUUGGGCAGCCUGGCCUGAAGGACCUAAUCCAAUGGAUACUAGUAUUGAUGCUUCGUACAUCGAAUUCCUUGACGGGAAAACGUAUAUGAUGCCUGUCUCUCCCUGGUUCUAUACUAACCUUCCAGGGUACAGCAAAAACUGGCUUUGGAGAGGCGAUGACCUGUGGUAUGACCGGUGGAACCAAGUAUGGACAAUCCGGCCGGAGUAUGUCCAGAUCAUUUCCUGGAAUGACUUUGGGGAGUCCCACUACAUCGGACCGCUCAACGACAAAGCAUAUGUGGCAUUCGGUCCUGAGAAAGGCAAAGCGCCGUUCAACUACGCAGUGAACCGCCCGCAUGAUGGUUGGCGUCGUUUUCUUCCAUACCUCAUCGACACCUACAAGAGUGGAAAGGCCACUGUCUCGGAGGAGUCUCUGGUCUCCUGGUACCGCUUGAGUCCUAGUCGGGCCUGUGCAAGUGGUGGCACUAAGGGCAACACUGGGAGCCAACUGCAGGCAGAAGUUCCACCUGAGACUCUUGCACAGGACAGAGUAUCUUUCUCCGCAAUGCUCACAUCUCCGGCCGAUAUCGAACUUCAGAUCGGUGGAGAAACUACCUCCAACUUCGAGUGGAUCAGCACACCUCCUGGCGGCGUUGGCAUCUACCAUGGCAGUGUUCCUUUCUGGGGUCGAACGGGCACUGUAUCGAUCCGGUUACUCCGCAAUGGCCAGGCCUUUACACGCCUAGAUGGACCGGCCAUUUUAUCAACUUGUCCGCACGGCCUUACGAAUUGGAACCCAUGGGUUGGAACUGCAAUAGCAUCAACCUCUAUCCAGCCCAAAGCGCCACCUCUUUCCUUAGAAGAGCAGGUAUGCGUCAAAGGGUUCGGCGAUGAAGCACACAACCGACUCUGUCUUUUCACUUGUAUGUAUCACUACUGUCCUCUUGGCCCAUGCACUUGUCAACUUCUCGGAGAGCCGCUGCCAGAAGAUAAGAUGCCGGAGCCUACUCAUGGGCCUGGGUACCCAAACCCCGGGCUUGACUGCACAUUUCUGGGUCUGUGCAGCUUUGGCUGUAAUAACGGGGCUUGUCCCGAGAGUACAUGCUCCAGAGAUGAGUCUCUGAAAGACAAGUGCGUCAUACCGCCCGAAGAACCACUUCCCGACGACAGCGGCCAUGGAUAUCUUUGGAUUGGCGAGGAAAUCUGGGACAUGCCGCAGCCCCGGAUAUCAUGUGUACCACCUUGCACCCUCGUGCUUCCGCCUUGGCCUAGCAUGACUUCGACUAUUGACUUCCCGAGGAUCAUGGUCACUCGUGACACUUGGGUAUCGACUAUCACGAGACCGCCGAUUACAGUCACUAAGUGGGCUCUAAGCACCGUUGUGGUGACAACGCCUGUGCCUGCAUCAACCACGACGGACGGCAUCAUCUUGAUCUUCCCACCAAUUCUCAGUUCCACGAAGACGUGGCCACCGAUCACGGUCAGUAACUCCUAG
Molecule: messenger RNA, 1977 nt
Organism: Colletotrichum gloeosporioides
Lineage: Eukaryota; Fungi; Ascomycota; Sordariomycetes; Glomerellales; Glomerellaceae
Product: Mutanase
Exons: 2
Coding region: 1-1977 (658 amino acids)
Biological process (GO): mating projection tip cell wall disassembly
Molecular function (GO): glucan endo-1,3-alpha-glucosidase activity
Source: RefSeq, a predicted model, not a curated record